AUGAAAGUGGUAGAGCAGCGAGUGCUCCAGGUGAAAAAUGGAGGGAAAUCGGAGGAAGAGGAAUCGGUGGAGGAUUUCAUGCGCGAUGUGGCGGAUAACCUGUCUACAGGGAAUUCACCUGUCGAUGUGAUGAUCCGAACUGGAGGCGAGUAUCGAAUCAGCAACUUUUUGUUGUGGCAGCUGGCAUACGCUGAGUUGUAUAUCGUAGAUGAGUUUUGGCCAGACUUCACGUUUGAAAAACUGAAAGAAGCUCUGAAAUCCGUGUCGAAGCGAAGCAGGCGUUUUGGAAAAUAA
Molecule: messenger RNA, 294 nt
Organism: Blastocystis hominis
Lineage: Eukaryota; Bigyra; Opalinata; Blastocystidae
Exons: 2
Coding region: 1-294 (97 amino acids)
Biological process (GO): polyprenol biosynthetic process
Source: RefSeq, a predicted model, not a curated record